UUUUCUCACGCUCUUAUACUCCACUCCUUCCCACGGCUGGGCUAUUCAGUCGAUGUUGUUUGGGUGUCUCGCUAAAUGCAGUGCAGUGCAGUUUGAGGUUAAGGUGGCUGACUUCAUGAGGAAUCUUAAAAACAUAAGCGCUCUCCCAGCCGGCAGCAGCUCAUUCCAGUUUUGAUAGGGCUGCUCCGGCUCAUUGUAUGUUAGCCAUUAGCCUCCGAGUCGAGGAGAGAAGUAGAUAAAACUGGAGAGGAGUUCUGUUCAUUGUAAACUACCGCCGCUCUGUGGCAAGGAACACAGUUCAGCAGUUUGUUUUAUGAGGAAUCCAAACUAGCCACUGUGUCAUUCUUUGUCACAGGUAAUCUGAGCUGCAGUGCCAGCCAUGCGGAUCAGGCUGCAGGGCUCAGGCCACGCGGCCCUUCUCCUCUCCGAGCUCAACCGCUGUCGCCUCUCUCGGCUUCUCUGCGAUGUGGUUCUGCAAGUCGGAGGACGUUCCUUUCCUGCCCAUCGUGCAGUGCUUGCCUGUGCAGGCUCUCACUUUAACAGCCUGUUUUCCAGGAGCUCUUAUGGCCAGGAUGGAGUCCCUGCAACCAUCUCUUUGGACUUUAUCUCCGCAACCAAUUUUGAGAAGGUGUUGACUUUCAUUUAUACAGGUGAGAUCCUCACUGAUUUGAUAGACGUUGGGGUGCUAUAUGAGUUGGCAGAAAGACUGGGCGUGAGGGAGCUGGUGCGUGCUUGCCAUGCUACCUUCCCUGACAUGAAGAGUUCAGAUGGUGAUGUAGAUGCAGACAUGGCUCCUGCUACAACCAUGGCUGCUUCUGUUUGCUCUUCCUCUGCUGCCUCCUGUUCCUCUCUGUCCUCUCCUGCCGCUCCCACUCCAGUUGCUCCUUCGCCACUCCCUCAGAGCAGAGGGCCUAGGCUCAGUCGUACCCACAUGGCUCCCAUGUCGCUCUCCCAGUCUCCUAAAGCGGAGGAUAGCUUUCAGUUGCAUUUGAGUUACAGUCAGCUGGCUGACAGCAAGCAGAGCUCACUGGAUGACCACCGUUCUCAAGCAUCUGAGAUUCUUCCGGGUCUGACACUACAGCUUAAAACGGAGCAGGAGGAGGAGAAAGUGGAUGAGACCAACAUCUCAGAGGACCAAGCAGUCAGCAGUGGGAGCAAACUGGUGCUAACAGAAGCGUGCUCUAUUCCUGACUCCUCAGCACAGGCCGGAGGAGAAAGCUGCGCCCCCUCAUCCUCUUCUGGAGAUCCUCUGGAGAACCUGCAGCUCAGGGCAGUUGAAGGUGGUGUUGGACUUGGGGUCGGGACAGUUAAAGAAGCCGUUUUGUUUGGGGAAGGGGAUGACAUCGAAAAGAGGAGCCUACAGGAAGGGCCCCCAGAGGAUGGAGAUCAGUGGAGGGCACUGGCAGGUGACAUUAUUGAGCUGAGUGAUGAUGAAGAGAAUUAUAUAGAGGAAGACGAAGAUGACGAGGAACUGAUGUGCAUAGAAAAUGGCGGAAACGGCACAGCGGUCAGUUUGGGCCAGUUGCCUCUGUCAUCGCAGCCAUGUAAAGCUUGUGGAGUUUUGCUGCCCGCAGACAACAGCGCCCUCCGCUCUCAUGCAGAGACACACCUGUCUGAGACUGGAAACUGCAAAGUAUGUGGCGCUUCCUUUCCUGAUCGUGUGGCCAGCAUCACCCAUGCCCUGACUCAUGUAGGCAUCAUGCUGUUUUCCUGUGACAUCUGUGAGCUGCAGUUCUGUACAGAGGCUAAACUGAUCCGCCACAGACGCCAGUCAGCAGCACGAUGUGUCCCCCAGCAGCCUAACCAGCUGAACAGCACCUCUCAGGGGUCCGGAGGGGAACUUCAGUGUGCUGUGUGUGCUAAAUCCAUUCCUAAAGAUUUCAAGGCUGUCAGGGACCACGUGCAGAGCCAUGUGUGUUUGCGAACCUUGCGAUGUGGUGUGUGCCAGUCGCCCCAGCCGUCUCGGUGCACUCUUCUCUGGCACACCCUGACGCACCUCCUCCUCAUUCACUCCUGUCCACAGUGUGCCUGUCCCUUCCUGGAGCGCCCUCUGCUGGACAGACACUUAGCCAUGCAUGCUGAAGAAGGAGCUCUAUUGAAGGAGGAUGAAGGUGGUCAGGAAGGUGGUACAGAAGGCCAGGGGGAAUUUCAAUGCUUCUUGUGUCCGCAGACGUUCCGCACAGACACAGCCUUCCAUUACCAUCUCAGCAUGCACCCAAGUGAGUCGCAAGGUGGCCAGACAUGGCCAGUAAAGCGCAAAGCAGACCAAUCUCUGGAGUUUUCUUCCUCCUCUUCCUCCCCACUAGAGGCAAGUGGCUUGGGUAAACUUGGUAGCCUUGGAUUUAACAUGGGCAUGGGGCUUGGCCUUCCGGACAAAGCGAUUCAAGGGGGAAUGCCGUUCCCCGCUGGAUUCUUGCAGAACGGAAAUUCCUCAGGCUCUGCUUCUGCAGGCACAGGUCUCAAGCAGAAGUGGUACCGCUGCCGGUACUGUGGCAAGCGCUUCGCUCACUCUGGCGAGUUCACCUACCACCUGCGCAUUCACACGGGAGAGAAGCCGUACCAAUGCAAAGUGUGUCUGCGUUUCUUCCGCGGCCGUUCCACCAUGAUCUGCCACCUGAAGACGCAUGCCGGUGCCCUCAUGUACCGCUGCACUGUCUGCGGCCUCUACUUCUCCACACUAAAAAUGGUCUCCUCACAUAUGGAGCUCCACAAAGACCACUUGCCUCCGGACUUCAACAUAGAGGAGACGUUCAUGUACAAUGAUCACUCCAAAGAGCCUCUCCCUAAUUUGGACUCAUGAAUUUAUACUCAAAUGUUUAUACUGUGCCUCAGUAAUAAUAUAGUGAUGCACCGAAAUUUGGACCAAAUUCAAAAAUGACUCUUGCAGGUUUUGGCCAAAAAAUUCUGACUGAACAAGUAAGCUGUUUACAUUAUUUAGGACUGCCACAAAAUCAGUGAUGUCAUUCAUGAAAUGAUCUUUUUAAAAUGCCUCGUAAAGCUCUUUAAAGUUAAUAUAAAAUAUUUACAAUCAUGUGACGGAUAGCAGUUAGAAUUAGGGGCAAAAAGACACUUGUUGUUGCACCGUAAAUCCACAGAACUUUGAUGAUGGCAGCAGCGAAGAGAGAAACUGAAGAAGGCAUAAAUAAUGCUUGAUUGAAUAAUAGUUUUCAGGGUUAAUCAAUUCUAGAAAUAAUUGUUUGUUGCAGUCCUAAUUAUUAAAGCUUUUUUAAAUUUACAGACCAGGAUGAAGUCGAUAAAACAUCAGAAUAUAACACAUCAUUUCAAGAUUAAUUAGUGAAAAAGCAAAGCAAAUGAAUAGAAUUAAUGCAAUGGUCCAAAGAGGCUAAAAAAACAUCGACUUCCUUAAUUUCAGUUUAUGUUUUGACUAAGAAUUUUAAGUUCGGUGCAUCACUCAUUUUAAAGAAAUGGUUUGGCCAAAAACCAAAUUUAAACUUUUCCACUUAGCCCACAUGUAGUCAAAUAGCCAAGACAUAUUUUGCUUAGUUGAGCACUGGAGCUACAAGGCUAACGUUGUUUAGGAGCCAGUAUGAUUUUCUUCACCAUGUAGGUAAAUACAGCGUUUGUUUUGUUUAGUUUUUUAUGACAGCAAAUGUUGUGCUGAAUUCUGGCUCCCACCCAGAACUCCCCUUUGUGUUCAUGUUAUGAGCAUGUACUGAGUUUUCAUAAAUUCAAGAAUUUUGGUUAUUAAAAAAGAAACAAUUGCAAAAGUAAAGCUAGCUUGCAAUAAGUCAUACUAAUCCGUCUAAAACACAUCAAAACAUCCUCACAAACUUGAUGAAGGACUGAGUGAAGUUUUGGGGUUAUAUAAGAUUUGGGUGACUUAACUUUCACUGCUUGUUAGCACCAUUAGCCUCGUAGCUGGAGUUCUAAACUAAAGAAGCAAAUUUGGACUCCAGAUGUGUCUCAGCUCCUCGGCUACAUCGUUUGAGUUUUCGCCAAACUGUUCCUUUAAUCUCGCUCAUUAUCAGUCACUGUUGUUGAGGACCAAGUGUCUGUAGACAUUAGGAUGUAACAAUGUUUUAUGUGCUUGAGAAAGGAGACGUUUUAAAAGAAGCAGAAUUGUAAUUUUCAGUUGGUACUGUUAUUGCAUUGCCACGUGGUGGCAGCAUUUAGGUACUCUCAAAAUGGGUGAGGACGGACUCAUUAUUGUCCUUGCGGAUGUUGAGCUGAGUGUUAGUUUAGGAUUACCUCUUCUUAUUAUUCAUUCAACUCAUCUUGUAAUCAAUAUAAGCUAAAAGACUAUGGCUGUUCCAGAGCGUUAAAACAACAUAUCUCAUGGAUGGCUGUGGUGGUGUUGGUGUUGAGCUUCUUUAGUUAAGAGGCACAAAAUGGCAGCAGUUAUGCUGUGGAAGCAGAAGCAAACUGCUUUAUCACAUACAGAGAUGUUUAUCGCGUAGAAUUAGAAAUGCCUAUUCAUGAUAUUCCCUACUAUUUGUAUGUUGUGUGUUAAUUCACCACAAAGUGCUCCAAAGGGUCAUUUGUACAAGGUUAGUUUUAUGUGUUAUGAUGGGAAAUUACAGAAGGGAUGAAAAGAAUGAGCUAAUAUAUCUGUCAGACUUUAUACAGAGUUAAAGCUUCCCCAAGGAAUCGUGGGCGUGGAUGGUAAAGAAUGUUGGCACAACAGAUGAAAGCUUUAUUCAUUCCUCUGUCACAUUUUUAUAAGCUUCAGAAACAGUGUUCACCUUUGUUUGAAUAUGCUUGUAAGACGACUGAGUUUAAAGAACACUUGAGAGCAUCGUAAAGACAUAAUCCUAAUGAUGGCUGGUCAAAUUUUAACAAUUAGUGGAUCCAAAAUCCAGUUGUGAGAAAGUUUGUGAUUUCUUUGGAGUGAGUUUCUGCAGGAAUGGGUCCAAAAAUGUAAUCCGAUCUUCAUCUGCAUCAUCGUAACUGUAACAUCUUAUGUAACAAAACAACUGUAUAACACCGUGUAGCUAUAACAACUGUAAUAUCUGGCGUAACAAAAAAUGCAUUAUUUUACAGUGCCAUAUUUUAAUCAAACAAGUGGUUUAAGCAGCCAUGGUCUUUGAUAGAAUAUUCACUAUGUGAACUCUUAUUUAAUAACCAGUGGUACCUUCAUGUUUAGCAGUAACUUCAACUAAACGCUUUAUAUAACUCCUGUUCUACUGCGGUGUUUCAGACGGAUUUUAGCUGAGGACUGUUUCAGUUUAUGUGUAUUCCUACAAUGUCCUGGUUGGACUGCCUGCUUCACGUUAUGCCUCUGCAUUUUAAUCAGACUACUUUGUAAGUCAGGAUUCAUGUGUUGCCGUUCUAUGGUAGAAUUUCCUGAUAUAACUUGAAUACAGUUGGUCCCUCGUAAAUGGCAAACCAUCGGUUUGUCUUUUCUGUCAAUAGAACAUUGAGAAUUUAACAAUAUUCAGUGGUGCUGUGGAACAAACUUAAGACAAGCAGUACUUAUUUUUAUCACUCGUUUUUAACACUCAUUUUAUUUUAAUGGUAGACUGAUGAACACACACGUUGUCAAGGGGAAGAGAUGCUAGCCGAUGUUUAGCUGCCAUUCUAGCAUUAUUUGCCAUGCAUUUGCACUCGUAUGCUUACUACUAUAAAGAAAAGGGCAACAGUGUUGAUUUUAUUUAGCUUGUGACUUGUUACAACGAACUGUUGGUACAAUGAGCUAAAACAACUUCUCUUCUUAGGUCCUCUGAAACACCUGUUUGUUUAGUGAUGUAUGACUUUCCACUCCUUUUACUGGAAUCGAUAGAUUCGACCACUGAACUCCGUAACAGUAACCAAGACGGCACAAGAGCCAUUGAUAAAUGGAUAUAGAGGAAAUAAAACCAUUUUAAAGGUAGAUUACCCACUUUUUUGACUUAAUACAGAUCACAGGGAAUUGGUCAUUUUUUAUAAUAAUAUCAAGUUGUCACAUGAGUUUGAGUUCUAAUAUUUCCAGGCUGGUCAUGGCUAUUACGUGCUAAUAAACAGAUGCUGUUGAAGCUACCUGCAGUCUUGUAAUUGAACUAAUGCUACUCAGACUCAAACUACUCCCUGCAUUAUACAUGCAGCCAUCAAAAUGUCUCUUGAGACUUCAAGCAGUUUGACUCUCCGAGUCAUUGGCCAAGAGCCAAGCCAGACUUCUGUAAGCAUUACGAUUUUGACACCUCUCGUCACUUUUUGUUGGGGCCAUGUUGUACAUGGGCUGAAUUUGGUUAUGAACAUACAGUGACUCCAAAAAUAUUUGGACACAUUGGUAAAUUUAAAUGAAGAUGACCCUUUCAGCACAAGAUCUAAAUGAUGGUACACUCUUUGUGUAGAGAAAGCUCCAACCAAACUGCACUAAGAGUGCGGUAAAGCACCAAAGUCAGGGCGUGUUUUUCUUACAGUGGUGUCACUGAGCUUGAGUUCAUUGAUGAGAUCGUAAAAGAAUACUUUGCUAAAUGUAACUUGGAAUGGUCUGUUUAAAAGAAGUGGCACUUUGUUUUACAUCUUCCCAACACAUUGAACAAAUACUUCUUUGUGUCUCUGUAGGUACAUAGAAGUUCGAGCAGGUCAUCAAAAUUAUGCAGGUCAAACUUGCACCUGAUCUAAUUGGUACAGUUGGUUUGUUACUGUCUUUUCUAGUGGUCAUCGUACUUUCACAUUUUUUCCAUCAGCAGCCUUGAUUGAAACCUUGAUGUUUUUUUUUUGUUUUUUUUUUCCAUUUUUUGUUAUUUAUUAUGUCUUGGGUGAAAAACAGAUCACAUUUUAUGAUUCAUUCAUGCAGGAAUGCAGAUAAUUCCAAAGGGACCAGGAGCUUUUUUCUCAUAACUAUAAGGCAGCAAUAAGUAGCAUUUGUUUUUAAAAGUUAUUAAAUUGCAAUUUUG
Molecule: messenger RNA, 6839 nt
Organism: Pygocentrus nattereri (red-bellied piranha)
Lineage: Eukaryota; Metazoa; Chordata; Actinopteri; Characiformes; Serrasalmidae
Product: zinc finger and BTB domain-containing protein 39
Exons: 4
Coding region: 380-2800 (806 amino acids)
Biological process (GO): regulation of immune system process; regulation of cytokine production; negative regulation of transcription by RNA polymerase II
Molecular function (GO): protein binding
Source: RefSeq, a predicted model, not a curated record